AUGGUGAAGCUGGGGAGUAAUUUGAACGACAAGAACAACAAACCACCAUCUAACGAAGAUGGUUUUCAGACAGUUCCUUUGAUCACACCUUUGGAAGUAAAUCACCUGCAGUUCCCGGCUCCGGAAAAGGUUAUUGUGAAAACAAGAACAGAGUAUCAGCCUGACCAGAAGAACAAAGGAAAACUCAGAGUGCCCAAAAUUGCUGAAUUCACAGUCACUAUUCUCAUAAGUCUGGCUCUUGCAUUCCUUGCCUGCAUAGUGUUUCUUGUGGUGUACAAAGCCUUCACUUACGACCACAGUUGCCCAGAUGGAUUUGUUUAUAAGCACAAGCGGUGCAUCCCGGCCUCGCUGGACGCCUACUAUUCUGCACAGGAUUCCAACUCCCGGGGCAGGUUCUACACGGUCAUCAGCCACUACAGCAUGGCCAAGCAGACCAGCUCCCGGGCCGUGUCACCCUGGCUGUCUUCAGGAUCGGUAAACCAUGAAGCCAAGGCUGCCAAGACAGAAGGUCAUUAAAGUUAUGAUGGGAAAAGUGGGAGGGUGAGGGAACAACACCGUGGCUAUACUGCAUUGCUCUAGCUGAGGGUGCUGUGCUAACAGCACAACAGGAAUUAAAAAAAAAAAACCAAGUGCAGGAGUCAUCUUAAUGGAUAUUUCUUUUUGUGCAUUGUUCUCGUUGAUUUGUAACCAAGUCGAGCUCUUGUACAAAGGCAUGUUUGAUGUUGACUGUACCUUACGAUGUAAAAAUAUUUUUAAAUCAUUGCUUAACUAUUUGUUAGAAAAAUAAAUUAAAAAACAAAAAAAGCAAAUUAGGGAAACAGCCAAGGAGGAUAAAAGCAGCAAAGAGAAUCCUGCAAGGUUUUAUCAUUGCUGGAAAGCUGUGACAGAGGCUCAAUAUGCAGUGAAGGAACAGCUGAAAUCCUUUCAAGAGUAGGGGUAGAGAGAACCUGUUACAAAGACAUGGUGAUGUGGUUUGGCUUGCCAAAAGGGGGAUAUUUUGCUGUCAAACUGAAUCUAGCAUCAGUUGAUUUGCUGAUA
Chaetura pelagica (chimney swift) is the source of this 1038-nucleotide messenger RNA. RefSeq names its product neuron-specific protein family member 2 (gene NSG2). The record is from RefSeq and is a predicted model, not a curated record. Gene Ontology annotation, cellular component: endosome; membrane. Gene Ontology annotation, biological process: clathrin coat assembly; endosomal transport; G protein-coupled dopamine receptor signaling pathway. NCBI's taxonomy places the organism in Eukaryota, Metazoa, Chordata, Aves, Apodiformes, Apodidae. Gene Ontology annotation, molecular function: clathrin light chain binding. Bases 1 to 516 code for a protein of 171 amino acids. The transcript is spliced from 4 exons.